Messenger RNA from Penicillium nucicola, 1803 nucleotides. RefSeq names its product alkyl/aryl-sulfatase. The record is from RefSeq and is a predicted model, not a curated record. The transcript has a single exon. Gene Ontology annotation, biological process: dodecyl sulfate metabolic process. Bases 1 to 1803 code for a protein of 600 amino acids. Gene Ontology annotation, molecular function: protein dimerization activity; linear primary-alkylsulfatase activity. Lineage: Eukaryota; Fungi; Ascomycota; Eurotiomycetes; Eurotiales; Aspergillaceae.
AUGACGGAUUUUGAAAACGCCUCCCGUGGCUUCGUCGGUACUCUAGAGCCUGGUGUUAUCAAGACCCAAGCUGGCCGCCUUGCCUGGAACACCAAUGAGUAUGACUUCGUGCAAAGCGACAAGUGUCCAGACAGCGUUCAUCCAAAGCUAUGGCGACAAGCUCAGCUCUGCACCAAACACGGUCUUUUUGAGGUGGCCCCAGGUGUCUACCAGGUGCGCGGAUUGGAUCUGUCGAACAUGACCCUGGUUGAAGGCCAGAAGGGAGUGAUAAUCAUCGACCCUUUGAUCUCGAAUGAAUGUGCCGCAGCAGCGUUCUCUCUCUACAAGAAGCAUCGCGGUGAGCGACCCCUCACCGGGUUGAUCUACUCACAUUCGCACGUGGAUCACUUUGGUGGCGCCCGUGGUGUCUUACCAGAGGGGAUGGAGAAUAAGAUUCCCAUUGUCGCCCCCGAAGGCUUCAUGGAAGAAGCUACAAGCGAGAAUAUCUAUGUUGGCACAGCCAUGCGACGCAGAGCCAGAUUUAUGUACGGAUCAAGCUUGCCUCGGAACCCAGAAGGGCAAGUUGGAUGUGGACUGGGUAUGGCAACAUCACAAGGAACGACCUCGAUGAUUCCACCGAACAUGCUGAUCGGGACUACCGGCGAGGAGCGUGUCAUCGAUGGCGUUCGCAUCGAAUUUCAAAUCGUCUCGGGCACCGAAGCUCCCUCCGAAUUCAACUUUUAUUUCCCUGAAAGCAAAGCGCUGUACAUCUCCGAAUGUGCAACCCACUGUAUGCACAAUAUCAUUACCUUGCGGGGUGCACUGGUGCGAGAUUCCAAGGCCUGGUCGCAGGGCCUCGACGAAAGCUUGGUUCUGUUCGGUGACCGAGCGGCAGUGUUGUUCGCCGGGCAUCACUGGCCGACAUGGGGCCAACGGGACAUUGCUCGGCUACUUGCUGAACAGCGUGAUAUGUAUGCCUUUAUGCAUGACCAAACCGUCCGUCUCAUGAAUGAAGGACUCACUGGCGUUGAGAUUGCGGAGAAACUAAGCCUUCCCCCGACUCUUGAUAAAGCCUGGCACAUCCAGGGGUACUACGGUUCCCUUAGCCACAACAUCAAAGCUAUAUACCAGCGUUAUAUGACUUGGUUUGAUGGUAAUCCGGUGAAUUUGUGGAGACACACUCCGACUGAAGAAGGCAAACGAUAUGUUGCUUGCAUGGGCGGUGCGGAUAGGACCGUGGCAUUGGGAAAUGAAUAUGCCUCAACAGGCGAUCUUCGAUUUGCAGCAACCCUUCUUGGUCACGUUGUCGCUGCAGAGCCCAAGCAUACCCAGGCACGCAAGUCACUUAGCGAGGUUUUCACAAAACUUGGACACGGGGCAGUGAAUGCCACAUGGCGUAACUUUUACCUCACCGGAGCAAUGGAUCUCCAACAGGAUUCAACCCCAGCGAUACCUUCAGGAGGCACCCCACCGGGCCUCAAUCCACUAAUGAGCGUGGAUCAAUGGCUGAGUGGAAUUUCCGUCCAGAUCGACGGACCCCGCGCAGCCAGCGAAAACAUUGUCAUUGACAUUAAGCUUAUUGAUCAAGGCCAGACUUGGCGCUUAAUUUUGAGCAACGGCGCUUUGACAUACCGUGUGGCAUAUAAUGAUGCGCCUUUCUCUGGUGAAGCGGGUUUGCAUCUGAUGGCAACCAAGGAAGAGUUGGGGCAGCUGCUUCUGGCCAAGAUGAAACCCGAGGCUAAGGCUUUCAAGGGUGAUUUGCAACUGUUCCACAAGUUAUUGAAAUAUCUGCCAUGGGCAACUAGUAUAGAGAGUCGAUUAUAG